AUUUUUGAUUUUGUUCCUCUCCACUCGCGAUGGCUACCAUGAAUUCGGUACAGAAGAGCAUACAUCUGCCUUUAUCGAGUUUAACUUCGCCUCGGGUGCUUAUGUGUGCCUCUGUUGGUACAGAAGGUUCCGUAACAUUACAGUUGAGAGACACAAACUCUUCUAUCGAUUCUAAUCACUCCCCAGCAUCAACAUCCCUAGAAAAUGCGUUGACCAUCGGUUAUCCGGAUCCGGAAAUGUUGGCCGACGUUUUAGGCACGUUACAGACAGCCUGUAACAUAAAUAAUAACAAUAAUAUUACUCAUAGUAAUAAUAUUAAUAACAGUAGUGUUAACAACAACCACAACAACAAUAUCAGCAUAAACAAUAUAACAAAUAAUAAUAAAAUCACUAUAAGUCGUCGCAAUUCGACUAUACCUAUCAAGGAAUCGAAUAAAAUUACUGUACAAACCGUAUCAACAUCAACCAAUACCACCAAUAAAACGAAUAGCUACAUUAAAAAUUGCCUCAUACGCAGCAGUAGUUGCAGCAACACAAAUAACGUUACCUCGUUAGCUCAAAUUAUGAGCAAUAGUAAUAGUAGCAAUAGCUCUAAUUCCAUAUUGAAUAAUACUACGAAUAGUAACAGCAACUGUAGCAGCAACAGCAAUUUCAGCUCAAGCAGCAACGACAGCACCAUUAGUAUUACCAGCAACACCAGUGGCGGUAAUCUGAAGAACGGCAAUAAUUUAAUAGCACACGGUAUUAAAAAUGUUCCUGGCAGUGCUACUGCCACAGCAAUUGUAAAGAAGAGUCGACCUAAAUUAUCAUCACCCACCAGACACGGUCCACAACAGUGCCUGAUUUGUAGUAAAAUUUUUGGAAAUGCAUCUGCUUUAGCCAAACACAAAUUGACUCAUAGUGAUGAAAGAAAAUAUGUAUGUGUAAUGUGCUCAAAAGCGUUUAAAAGACAAGAUCAUUUAAAUGGACAUAUGAUGACACAUAGAAAUAAGAAACCCUAUGAAUGUAAAGCUGAAGGUUGUGGAAAAUCAUAUUGUGACGCACGUUCAUUACGCCGUCAUACCGAAAAUCAUCACGCAGGUGUAAUAACUCCACAAAAUCAAACACUUUCUCCAACUGCUGGUACCCCUUCUGGUCUAAGUUUAUCUCCAGCUACAGCAAGUGGUGACGCCAGUUCACCAGACGGUGCAACUUGCAUACGAACUUACAUCUCAAAUGGUGGCACAGUUGUAGAUGCAGCAACUGGUUUGCCAUUAACUGAAGAACAAAUUAAGGCCAUCAAUUUGCCAAUUAAGACAAGUGUCACUCUCUUGUCACCCACGUCAUCGACAUCUUCAGGUGGCGCUUCAAUGUCAGCCGCCUCACCUACCAUUUCGUUAACUGACAACAGCAAUAUGGAGGCCGACGGUUUAACUCGUGAACAAUUAGAUUUGAUUAGCAAAAUAAUGCAGCAAACUAAACAAACUAGUGCUCAAGUUACAGUGUCAUCGUCAACAAGUGUGAAUUCGUAUAAGGUAGAUACCGCAAUCGCACCACCGCAAACCACAAGCCCACAAAGUAUUGUGCAAAAUAGGCCACGCACCUGGAAUAUGCAAUUGUUGAAUACCACGCAAAAUGUAUCAAUCACUGUGGAUGAGGUUACAUCUGAUGCAUCUUCAAGUGCUACAUCUCCCAUCGAUACUAAAGAUGACGACCUUAGUCAACAACUCGUCUCAGCAAUAAGCCCACAAAUUUUAAACAUAGUAAAAAUAGAUCAGAAACCUGUUGAAUGUAAUUUAUGUCACCGUAAGUUCAAAAAUAUACCCGCCCUAAAUGGUCACAUGCGUUUACAUGGCGGUUACUUCAAAAAAGACCCAGAAACCAAAAAGACAGAAAAGCGAGACAUCAAUGGCCCACCCCUACAAACAGCAAGCAUCGGUGUUAGAGCUUUAAUCGAGGAAAAAAUCAUAAAUAAACGAACCAAAGAUCUUAACAAGGGCGCAUUUGUAGUUCCUGCACCACCUGGCACCGUUACAGGUAGUACCACCAUAAGAAGAUCGAUUAGCGAUCUAGAAAGCUUCCUAAAUCCAAAAAAUCAAAGUAGCAAUAAUAGUAACGCAACAAGUGCUACUGCCACUACAACGACACUGCUGCCUGCAGCCACAACUAUUAAAGCAAAUGGCCUUAAUGUACAACAGCUGGGGUUGCCGCAGAGUAUCGAGAUUUUCAGCACAAAGCAACAAAAGACAUUAAAUAAUAUAAGUGUAGGUGUCGGUACUAAUACAAUGCAUGCAACAAACUCAACGACUGCUCCGUCAACGACAAAAUCAGCCACAACGAUUAACACAACGACUACCAAGAGUACAUCAACCGAUCCAAAAGAUUCCACCUUAAUAGAGUUGUUGAAACGAGGCACUCGUAUUGCAGUGACCUCGAAAAAGCCACAAAAUGGUACAAAUGUCACCACUAGCAACUUACCACCAACAUUGCCAACAACUCGUCAAAUUAUUACCAACAAUAAUCGCACGGUGAUUAUACCAUCCGAUGUACAGGUAGUGCCAACGAAGGUCAAGCAAUCCAAAUCUAGUAACACCUCACGUGCGCCCACGCCAGCUAGUAUUUCGUUAAAUGAUCCUGCACCGCUGUCAUUAACCAUUUCCCAAAAUAAUGGAACAGGCGAUGUAUACACCCUAACUUACAGUAGUGACAAUGCAAGCUUAUUUGACAACUCUGAGGUGUAUAAUGUUUCUGAUACCGAAAUGCUUUUACAGACUGUGGACUCAAUUCAAUUGCUAAAUGAAGCUGCAGAACAGCUCAAAAACGAACAUUCCGAACAAUUUACUUUAGACAGCUCUGCUGAUGGUAAUCUAGAAACAGAACUAGAAAAUUUAGAGGCAGAUAAAAAUUGUGGCGAAGUCCUCAGAAUUAAUAAUUUGAAACAAACAAUUACGCCACCUACACUACCAACUUUCCAACAAUUCCAUUCCAAAGAAAUUAUAAUGCAAAAUACAACACAGGUGCAAGCAGCAGUGACAAACAUGCGUUCCAAUACACUGUCAUUACCCGCUGAAUUAAAACAUCAACUUGUUUCCUUAACAUCACCCAUACAUUCUCCUCUCGCUUAUCCUACGCCGCCUUCAAGCCACGAGAAUGUUACCCAAUCUUCACCAUACAUAGAAGAAGGGCUACAGUUUGGUGAUAGCACAAAUGCUUUCUUCAAUGAUAAAUGUAACACCGACUUUUUAAUUCAAUCCACUGAUUCCUCCUUCUUCAAAACAAGUCAAGACGAUUUUUCAGAUACUGAGAAAAUAUUAAAACUGAAGAGUGUCUUAGAAGAAAGUACAUUUGAUUCAAGCAUUAAGGUGGAGGACUUACUUAACGAUUCACAAAAUGAUACGGAAUGCGAUUUGCGAGAGUUUGGGGAAACCAAUUUAUCAUUUUUGGAUGAUGAAGAUCAAGAGUUUCUAAAUGAUUCACACAAUGCUACUUCACCACUUUCGGAAUCAUUUUUCACCAGUGGAAUUGGUUCAGCUGAAGAAGUGAAAGAGGUGUUACGUGAGGUAUUGCCUGAAGAAACCAUUAAUACAAAUUGCGAAUCCCAGGCAGAUAAUAUUAUUGAUUUAUACUAUUUGCCAGGACUUGGCUUACAAUCGCAAAUGAUGCUUAAUUCCGAAGAUCCUUUGUUAUCAUCAUCGCCAAGAGAGUUUGGACAUCAGCGUAUACAGCAACAAAUAUUACAAAUUCCACAACAAAUUCAGGCCCAACAACAGCAACCACAGCAACAGCAACAGCAGCAGCAACAACAACAACAAACGACAACGCUUGCACUCUAUCAACAACAAAUUGAACAACAACAACAGCGUCAACUUCAAUUACAGCAACAACAAAUACAACAGUCAGAAAUAAAGCUUGAAAUUUUACAACAGCAACAUCCUCAAGAGGAACAACAAAUACAACAACAGCAAACAGAUUAUUCAAAUCAACAAAUUCUUCUGCCACUUACAGACGUGAGUAAUGCGAAUGGCGUGCAACUACAGUAUAACGUGUCAAACUUACCGCAAAUCCAAUCCCAAUCACAAUUUAUGGAGGCCACAGCUGUUCAAAAUAUGAACAAUAUGGGCACCAACUUAUUGCAACCUAUUAUAUAUACCGGUUCCACUGAUAAAGAGGAGAUUAACAUUACUCCUCAACAGACCAACAACAUAAAUAUAUUACAGAACACUGAAAUUAGAGAAGCAAAUGCUGAAGCAAACGUUUAUUUUGCUCCCAAUAACGCUAUAGUGACUAAUGCAAUGGUCAGCAACAUACACAAUGCACAGGCUACAAUUAUAUCAUCAGUAACUGUUGCUCCAACUCCUGCUGCAACUGUUCCCCCAACACCUGCUCCAGUGAUAUCAACACUGCAGCCACUCUCGAAUCAAACUAAUUCCAUAUUAAAACGUCGGUUACGUGCAAAUGGUACUCAUGAUUCCAAUCUCCUGAACACAUACUCCAAAUACCACUCUUUAUCACCAUAUCGUUCAAAAUUACGCAAACCAUCGCGUACUCAUUAUACUCCAGCGCCAAUACUUAAUCCCGAUCGUAAAGGCACUGGCCUUUAUUGCAACGUGCGAAAGAAGCUCAAUAAUGGAUUGAUUUCAUUCGAUACAUUUGAUGACGACUUUGAUGAUCAUGUGGGGUUGGUGGACUUUUCUGAUGAAUCAAAGGUAAAUUUAGGUUCAGCAUACCAGGCUCAGAUUCCUGCUUGCAGAGCAAGAGACAGUACAGAAAUAUUCGAAACCGUACGCUCUGAACUAAUGUGGAAUCCUAAUGUGCAAACUGAUGAUAAAAUUUUAAUGCGUUACAUCGAUUUAAGUAAAUCAUCGGCUGUGCCGAUGGGCAGUCAUUCAGAAGAAGUAGCACUACAUACAUUAUUUAAAGCAAAAGGAAACACUGCAUCAGCUGUAUUGACAUUAUUGCAAACACAAUCAAAUUCAUUCCAAAUGAAGUGGUCAGCUUUCGAGUUGGAGGCUUUUCUGAAAGGCUUAGAAAAACAUGGCAAGAACUUCAGUAGAAUUGCUUUAGAGUUGGGUACUAAAACCACCGGAGAGUGCGUACAAAUGUAUUACUUCUGGAAAAAGUUAUGUGUGGACUACAAGGUGACACAUCUAAAGGCCGAAGUUGUCAGCACUAGUCAUUCUAGUGAACCUAAACCCUAUGUAUGUGAGGUACCCGACUGCUCGGCGAGUUUCUCUUCAAAAGCUGCUCUGCAUGGUCACACCCGCAUACACACCUACGGCAGAAAUGCCAAUAACCAAAAUGCUACAAACUCCAUUACUGCAAACACCAACGCAAGCGCUACACAAUCGAGUAACACAACUGCUGCGCAUAAAGAACCAAUUAACGCUAAAGAAAUUGACUAUCCCUGCAAGGUGUGCGGCAACGAAGAGUGACAAAUUGAAGUUUUUAGAAGAUUUAAUCAAGCAUUAAGAAAAGUUCGUAAGCCGUGAAUAUCGUGAGAUUGUUUAACAAUCCUAAACGUCUCAUCCUAAACGAACGUUACCAAACGAAAAAUGUUGAUAUUCAAUAAAGUAAAGAGUCGCAGUGCACAUAUGAAAACCCAUCGCAUACAGGAAGCAGCAGCACAGAACAUCAAUGCCUCAACCUCAUCAAAUAUUUUAAGUAAUCCAAUAUCGGACGUAUCCUCAACGGCUCAAAAUCAAAUUGAGUCCCAACCACAACCACAAGCGCAACCACAGCAACAACUACAACCACAGUAAAAUUUGACAUUAAUUGACAAUUUCAAAAGAAUUACACCUGACAUAAUGAAGAAAAAAAACAAUCUUUAUAUACGUAAAUAAUCAUUUUAUUUAAAAUUAAAAAGAAUUAUCAAGAACUUUUGAAAGAUUACCAAAAAUU
Messenger RNA from Teleopsis dalmanni, 5877 nucleotides. Its product is annotated as probable serine/threonine-protein kinase DDB_G0267686. The record is from RefSeq and is a predicted model, not a curated record. NCBI's taxonomy places the organism in Eukaryota, Metazoa, Arthropoda, Insecta, Diptera, Diopsidae. Gene Ontology annotation, biological process: negative regulation of DNA-templated transcription; regulation of transcription by RNA polymerase II. Gene Ontology annotation, cellular component: transcription regulator complex; histone deacetylase complex. Gene Ontology annotation, molecular function: transcription corepressor activity.